AUGAGCUUUGGAAAGUCUAAUUAUCGUGUGGGCGGCACGCGUGGUGGUGCCGAUCAUUUCAAGUGGGAAGACGUCAAGAAUGACAAGUAUCGGGAAAAUUAUUUGGGACACUCGGUACAGGCGCCUGUAGGUCGUUGGCAGAAGGGAAAGGACAUUACAUGGUACAAUAAAGCAAGUAAAUUACAACGAGAUGAAGUGCUGCAGACGGAACUGGAAGUGGCGAAACAGAGGGACGAAGAUUUGAUGAAUGAAGCGCUAGGUUUUGCACCUAAGAGACGUCAUAAGCCUGUUGAAGGUUUGAGUGCGUCGGAGAUGAAGAUGCUGCUGAAACGUGGAGAAGCAGAACGUGAUGGCAUGGAUGUCGAGAGAAUUGAAGGGAUAGGAGCAGCUCCAGUGGAAGCUGCAGGAUUCCAAACAGGAACGAAACGCACAUUGGCUGAGAGAUAUAAGGAUCAACUUGCAAGUGGCAAGGCAGAUACAACGUAUGCGUUGCACAGGUACAAUUAA
Peronospora farinosa is the source of this 507-nucleotide messenger RNA. The record is from the annotation of a GenBank genome assembly. Lineage: Eukaryota; Oomycota; Peronosporomycetes; Peronosporales; Peronosporaceae.